This is a messenger RNA of Nematolebias whitei (Rio pearlfish), 2506 nucleotides long. RefSeq names its product EMILIN-3 (gene emilin3b). NCBI's taxonomy places the organism in Eukaryota, Metazoa, Chordata, Actinopteri, Cyprinodontiformes, Rivulidae. Gene Ontology annotation, cellular component: extracellular matrix. The coding region runs from base 1 to 2433 and encodes 810 amino acids. The record is from RefSeq and is a predicted model, not a curated record. The transcript is spliced from 6 exons. Gene Ontology annotation, molecular function: protein binding.
AUGUGGACCAAGUUGUGCCAAAUCUCUGCACUGAUCUUUCUCCUGGGACAGCUGCUCUGUGUGGUGGAUAGUAAAGGAACUCUGUAUGGAGGCCACAUCAACCCUUUCUAUGGAAACAGAUACAACCUCUACAAAGCUGGACUCAGUCCUCAUUACUCACCAAACAAGCCUAUGACCCGUCACAAAAACCACUGUGCAUACAUGGUCCAGAAGAACGUCACAUGCAUCAUGCAGGAAGGAGUGGAAACCUUUGUGAAUGCAGAAUACACCACCAAGUGCAUCUGGGGCCAGAAAUGUCCUGUUGUCAUGUACAGGACUUUCUUUAAGCCGAAGUACAAGGUGGGUUUCAAGACAGUCUCGGAGCUUGAGUGGAGAUGUUGCCCCGGUUUCUCUGGAGAAACAUGCUAUGAUGGACCUACAUCACUGCCUGACAUCAUAGGGCCGAGUCUCCCCCAUCGUCCAGGUGUGAAAGGUUUUCCCCACGGCCCCAGACCCCCUGUGGACCAGAAGCCUGGAGGAGGCCGGCUGGAGCCGGGCAAACCCUUCCCUGACGUUAUCGCAGGACAGCUGCCUGCUGGGAGAGGAAAACCCAACACUGGUACCAAAGUAUCAGGAGUCACUGGUGACCGUUUGGACCGUAUGGAGGAGGAUCUGCGUCGCCUAACUCAGGGUCUGGAUACCCUCAGUGGAGUGGUGGCUGGACUUGAGGAGCGGCUGCGCACAUCCCUCCGGGAGGACACCAACAAGCUGCUGGUGUCGCUGCUGCCCAACGCUCCUCAGGUGCACGACUCCACCGUGGGAUUUGGUGUGCUCCCAGUCGGGAGUCCUGAUGGUCUGGAAGGAGGACAGCCCUUUGCUGGAUUUGGAGACAUAGCAGGGAGAGUGACAGAAGUGAGGGACGAGCUGCGAGCCAAAACUCACAUGUUGGAGGAAAUUCAGGGAAUGGUCUUGGGCCAUGAUGGUCAGCUGAAGACACUUUUGGAAGGAGUUGGAGGCAAACCCAUCUAUGGUCCAGACUCCACCUCUUUUGUGGAUGAGAUCUUGCACACCAAACUGGCUGAGGUGAGGGCUGAGAUCCUGGAUGGCUUUGAACAUCGUCUAACUGGCCUGGAAAGCCACUGUGAUGAGAAGAUUGGGGAGGUGAAGAGGCAGUGCCACAGGGAGCACAUGGACGGCCAAGAGCAGAUGCAGCAUUCUCUGGACGGCAGAGAAACUGGGCUCAGGGAGGAGCUGGGCUCUCUGCAGGCUCAGAUUCAGGGUCUGACUCUGACUGAGAGCUGCUGUGGACAGGUGGACAGCCUGUCUCAGCGCAUGCUGCUGCUGGAAGAACUGGUCAAGGACCUGACUGAAUCUCAGAGGCAGCUUCAGAGAGCUAUCACCGAACAAGGCUUUCAAGUAGAUACUAUAAUUGAGACCCGUCUGGUGGACAUCGAGGACAGACUCAAUGCCACCACUGUUGGAUCUGAUGGAGCUGCAGGGCUUCCUGGUUCUCUGGACGGCUUCAAAACUUUGCUGGAAGACAAGCUGAAGACCCUCGAGGACAGAGUGUUUGUGGCUGUGGAGGAACUAAGUAACGCCACUGUUCCAGCUCUUCUGGAGGGCCAGGUGGUCCCUGCACUGGAGACAGAGAUCGAGUCUGUUAGGAGGAGGGUCGAGGGAGACCUGAGUGGAAUUCACAAACAGCUAAUGGACCUGGAGCUCCUCUGCACCUCCUCAUGUGCACCCUCCGCCCCUCCAGAAGGUGGAGUUGAAGGUACUGUGGUAGACGAGGAGUGUGAUGGAAUGGAAAAGAAGAUGAUCGAUCGUUUGGACUCCCAUUCCAACCAGCUGGACCAUAUUAACAACACCCUGCACAACCUGUUGGUCCGGAUCGCACAGGAGGACUCAGAGGGCUCCGUCCAGGGAGAGAUCACACUCCUAAAGGUCAACAUCAACUCUGUGAACCGCACUUUGAAGGGCCUGAAAGACUCCAUCAGUUUUAUUUCAACUGAGGUGAGCCACGCUAACUCAUCGUGGGAGGCGAGGGAGCAUCAUCUGGUCAACCAAGUGCAAGGGAUCACCAAACUCGUCGGGCAUCAAGCCUCCCUCCUCGGAGCGGGCGAGAGGCGACUGGCACAGCUGAAGGGAGAGCUGGUAGCCUUGAAGAGACAGUUGUUGGGGGGGCUGCAUGGCUGCCGCAGCACAGCCGUGGAAGUGCACAAAGAGAUGAGAGAUGUUGGCAGCAGGGUGAGCCAGGUGGAGAGCCAGUGCAGCAACCUGGGGGAGCUGGUGGAGCACCUGGAGCGAAUCAGGGCAGAGCUGGAGAGACACUCGGACGAGUACCUGGCCCAGGUGAACGGCACUCUGACCGUUCACUCGGCGCAGCUCGCUGAGCUGAAGGGAGAGGUCAAAGACUGCACGUCCAAAGAAACCAACCAAAAUGGAGACCAGUAGCGACUGAGCUGCAGUUCUUGAAGGACAGACUCACUGUGUGUGUGCUUUUAAUUAGUCUCAAGUGUCUUCCUGU